CAGAAGAACCUCCAGCGCAAUGGCUGCUGCGGGCGCGUACCCCGGGCGAGUAGGCUUCGUGGGCGCGGGCCGAAUGGCAGAGGCCAUAGCACAGGGCCUCGUCCGAGCAGGGAAAGUAGAAGCUCAGCAGGUGCUGGCCAGUGCCCCAACAGACAGGAACCUCUGCCACUUCCAGGCACUGGGCUGCCAGACAACCCACUCCAACCAGGAGGUGCUGCAGAAGUGUUCGCUGGUCAUCUUUGCCACCAAGCCUCAAGUCCUGCCAGCUGUCCUGACAGAGGUGGCCCCUGUGGUCACUGCUGAACACAUCUUGGUAUCUGUAGCUGCCGGAAUCUCUCUGAGCACCCUGGAGGAGCUAUUGCCCCCCAAAACACGAGUGCUCCGGGUGUCACCCAACCUGCCCUGCUUGGUUCAGGAGGGAGCCAUGGUGAUGGCACGGGGCCUCCACGCUGGAAACAAUGAGGCCCAACUCCUGCAGAACUUGCUAGAGGCCUGUGGGCAGUGCGAGGAGGUGCCUGAGGCCUACGUGGACAUCCACACUGCCCUUGGUGGCAGUGGUGUGGCCUUCAGCCCUGCCAUGGGACUUCAAGGGUUUAUCCUCAGGCCACCUGUGAGCUCUGCUGUCUCUGGAAACUUCAUGCUUUGGUGGACCUUUGAGGCCAGCUUCUCGCAGAGCCUGGGUUCUGACUGCGGCCAUGGCUGGGUCCUCAAGGUAUGCAUGUUCUCUGAGGCUUUGGCUGAAGGUGCUGUCAAGAUGGGCAUGCCCAGCAGCCUGGCCCACCGCAUUGCUGCCCAGACCCUGCUGGGGACAGCCAAGAUGCUGCAGCAGGAAGGGCAGCACCCAGCUCAGCUGCGGACAGACGUACUCACACCAGCCGGCACCACUAUCUAUGGCCUCCAUGCCCUGGAGCAGGGUGGGCUGCGAGCAGCUGCCAUGAGUGCUGUGGAAGCCGCUACGUGCCGGGCCAAGGAACUCAGCAGGAAGUAGGGCCCAGCCUCCAGAAGAGGCCAUCUACUCCUUUCCCAGCCAAAGCCUGCAAAUGCUAAGUACCAUCCUGCAUGGUCUCCGAGUCCCCCCACCCCUGCCCCUUCCCUAAGGACCAGUUCUGGGUCCAUCCACAUGAAUCUCCUCCUCUUAUGCAAAGAAAUACAGUCCCUCCUGUGCAGGCCUGUUCUCA
This is a messenger RNA of Octodon degus (degu), 1178 nucleotides long. It is a transcript of the gene Pycr3, whose product is annotated as pyrroline-5-carboxylate reductase 3. Gene Ontology annotation, molecular function: pyrroline-5-carboxylate reductase activity. Bases 20 to 988 code for a protein of 322 amino acids. Gene Ontology annotation, biological process: L-proline biosynthetic process. NCBI's taxonomy places the organism in Eukaryota, Metazoa, Chordata, Mammalia, Rodentia, Octodontidae. The record is from RefSeq and is a predicted model, not a curated record. The transcript has 7 exons.